AUGCCGCCCUUCGAUGGCUAUGGGGGCCGUUUGGGGCGCGUUACGCACAGCGAGGUAGGUGGCUUACACGGUGACGGGCGCCAUUCCCAACCAGCGGGCCGGGCGGCGAUCGCAGCCCAUUGCCCCGGGGCGUUUUUGGCCCCGUGCAGAACACGGCGCGCCAAGCAGCUUGCCAACACCACGCGAAGAGAAAACCAAGGUUCCAAAUUGCAAACAAAAGGUGCGCAAGCACUUGGGAACAAAGGGGCCAGCAUCCCCCCGCAUGGCCGAAUCGGAAACCGCAGGUUAGGCCGCGCCCGUCGCGGCGCUGGCGGGCCGGCGUUUUUUUGA
This is a messenger RNA of Trypanosoma grayi, 330 nucleotides long. RefSeq lists its product as hypothetical. The transcript has a single exon. The record is from RefSeq and is a predicted model, not a curated record. NCBI's taxonomy places the organism in Eukaryota, Euglenozoa, Kinetoplastea, Trypanosomatida, Trypanosomatidae. Bases 1 to 330 code for a protein of 109 amino acids.